GCGGUAAAACCCUCACUCGCACCCCAGUACCUGGUGCCGGUCAACCGAGGGUGAGAUUCUUUGGCCGAAAAAAGAAACGAGAGGAAACAAGCGGGAACGAGUCCGGAAGUCUUUGCUUUCAAUUUAAAUAUAUAUUUCUCUUUCUUUCCCUCUCUGUUUUUUUUUGUCUCGAUCUCUUUCUCCUUCACGGAUUUUCGUGAGCGCGGAACCGCGACGACCCCGAACGACCGCAUCCGUAAGGCGAUAUGAGGUCCUGGUUAUUGUGGUUGUCGAUUCUGUUGGUCGUCCUGGCCGACAGAGGCUUCGCCAGUCCUUACUUCGACGACGGUGAAGACGCAGGCGAUUUCCAAGGUGACGACUCCUCGGAUUAUACAGACAAUGCUUUGGAGAGUCUGAUGCGAGCGGCGCAAAAACGUUCCUCGUUGAUAUACCUGUACAGACGUGCUUGCAUAAGACGAGGAGGCAACUGCGAUCACCGGCCGAAGGACUGCUGCUACAGUUCCAGCUGCCGCUGUAAUCUCUGGGGCUCCAAUUGCCAAUGUCAACGGAUGGGUCUCUUCCAGAAGUGGGGCUAAACACGUUAGCCCUUUCUCUCCCUUUUUCCACCCUUCCAACCACUGUCCUCUCUUCCGCUCUGAUGAGUCUUCCUACGCGCGUCUCGCGCGUCAACUUUCCCACUUUCUUUUUUCCCAUCUUUUUUUUUCUUUCCCUUGUCUCUUUAUUAUACGCAGGAGAUGAUCCCGGACGACGAUAUCCCACUUCUUCUCUUCGCGAGCACACUCGGACGUUCCUCCCGUACAAUUUAACCCCCACCCGAUAAAUAUACAUAUACAUAUAUAUCUGUCCCGUGGGAAUAAUUCUCUAAUGUGUCUUCAGCAUUGAUGCUUAUAUCAAUUUACAAUCUCGACUAGAACGAAGGCCUCGAUGAUUACGCUUGACUACUCUUUUUUUCUGGUUUUCUUAGAUCCCUUUUAGUCGCGCAUAUAAAUACGAUUAAAUUGGAGCAGAUUAGCUCUCGAGAAAAUCUUUGAAUGCUUUAUCUUCUAUACUAACGUGCCAGUCUCUCCCUCGAUACUACCUCUCUCGCGAUAUUCAAUUUGUUCGAGGACCGGUUGCGCCAAUUAUAAUUUAAUUAAAAAUCGUUAAUGUCUUAACGAUUUAAAAAGAAUAAAAUAUGUAACGCCGAGAGUAAAACAUUUAAUAUGAUAAUUCUCACGAGAAUCACGAUCUUCGUGAGAAUUAUCAUAUUAAAUGUUUUACUCUCGGCGUUACAUAUUUUAUUCUUUUUAUCGUAUUCGUUAUUUAUUUAUCAAAAAUUCUCUUCCCUGAAAUUUCCGCUUUUGAAUUUUUUAUCAACGAAAGUCGUCGUCGAAUCGGAGCAGAAAGUGGCAAAUGCACGUAUUUAAAGAACCUUUUUGCAAUUCGGUCAGAUCUUUCGAACAAAAAAGAAUACAGCCAUGAGAAUAUAUUAUAUCUGCUUUUUAAAUGUUAUCACUUUCGCUUAACGCUGGCAAAAUAAAUUUCGAAAUAACUGAUCUCACGAAUUUUGCUAUUCAAUCUCUAAAAUAUAUAUGUGAUAAAAUUGAAAAUUGCGUUGACUUCGUGACGACAACUUUUUCAUGAAAGAACUUUGAUUGGAGAGAAAAAGUUUAUAUCGUUUAUAUCCUCCCCUAGAGCAUAAAAAAAAUUUUUUUUUAAUUAAACUAUAUAAAUAAAGUAUUGUAAAAAAAUACCUUCGAACUAACAUAUACAUAUGUCAAAAUAUUGAUACAAAAUUGUCAAACGUAUUUUUAAAUUGUAUCGCAGUUUUGAUCUGCCGCGCUGCUUCCUUUCGACGAUCCUUUCGGAUUUUCAAGAGUUUAUCUACAGAGAAUCUAUAUAGCUCGACUCUCCCGUUAUGAAUAAAUAAAAAUCCACGAAAAAUCUCAACUAUCUUACAUACGAGAAAUGUGAUUCUCUUCUCACGGAGAAUCAAACACGAUUCUCUCUCGUAUAUCUAUGGAACUUCGCAAUCUUUCUGGACGGGACGGAAAACGAGAUUCCAAGGAAAAACGUAAGCGAAGAGAUGCCGCGAUAUAUAUAUAUAUAUAUAUAUAUAUAUAUAUUUAUAUAUAAAUAAAAUUACGGGAACUACUGCUCUCUGAUUGGAGAUAUCUCUCCGGCCACUUUCGCCAAUCAGAUCGUCGGUGUUCCUUGCCUCGAUCACUCCGUCGAGAAUGAUUGCGAAUAAUUGAUGGGGUAAUUAAGAUUCAAUGUAACGGGAGAGAGAUUUCUUCCGCUCAACCACGGAAACGACGAUCAAGAGAAUUAUUGUAUAGUCGUCUCAGCAGAGAGAUAAUUAAUAUGUAUAUGUGGUAUAUCUAAAAUGACGGCGAUUUUAUUUAAAAGCAUAUACCUCUUGAGCGGUAUAUAUAUACAUAUAUAUAUAUAUAUAUACAUAUAAAUAUAGAUACAGAUGACAUGCAAUCUACAUUUUCUCUGUACCCCGCCUCUUGAAACUUUAAACACAUUACUUACUUAUAUGUAUGCAUACGAAUUAUAAAGUAUAAAUACUACAGUAAUAAAUGUUAUGCAUUGUACCCGAA
Messenger RNA from Nylanderia fulva, 2585 nucleotides. Its product is annotated as xibalbin-1. Gene Ontology annotation, cellular component: extracellular region. The record is from RefSeq and is a predicted model, not a curated record. Gene Ontology annotation, molecular function: ion channel inhibitor activity. NCBI's taxonomy places the organism in Eukaryota, Metazoa, Arthropoda, Insecta, Hymenoptera, Formicidae.